This is a messenger RNA of Malus domestica (apple), 1042 nucleotides long. RefSeq names its product cytochrome c oxidase assembly protein cox19, mitochondrial-like. The record is from RefSeq and is a predicted model, not a curated record. NCBI's taxonomy places the organism in Eukaryota, Viridiplantae, Streptophyta, Magnoliopsida, Rosales, Rosaceae.
CUCUCUCUCUCACCCAGGAUCUCACCGCACUCACACACACGACUCUCUCUCGACCCUGCUCUCUGUUUUGCCUCUUCGGCACCACUGCCCAUUACCAACUCAUCUCUCAUCUCACACACACAAGAGACCAAAGAGAGAGUGGUUGAUUGAGUUCGUCCGAAGUAUGAUUCAAAACCGAUCUCUGAUUGCGUAACAUCCCUCUGUGACGCUGCUACCAAGAUUCGAUUUUUCACCCUCCAGCUUUCACCAUGAGUGCAGGUGGUGCCUUUGGUGGUAAUAGGGGACUGAGCCCAGUUCCUCCGGAGAAAGGUGUCUUUCCUUUGGAUCAUAUGCAUUUGUGUGACCUGGAGAAAAAGGAAUACCUCAGCUGUCUCAAAACUUCGGGCCACCAAUCAGAAAAAUGUAGACUCUUCUCAAAAAAGUACCUGGAAUGCCGCAUGGAAAAAUUUAGCUAUCCUAUUUCGUGGAUGAAACAUUUUGGCGUAUCUAAAUAUGAUGAAGGUCUUGAACCAAAAACUGAGGAAAACAAUUUAAUGGAACUUGAUGGCAAAACAAGACAUGUCGGAACUUGGAUUCGUUAGGGAAAGUAACUCGGAUGCUUCUGGAGAGAAGGUUUCCGAGCGGAUUGCUAAUUAGAUCGGAUGAUAACUUAGAAGACGAUAGUAGUUGGGAGAGUUUUACCGAACAUUGAAUCUUGAUCAUGGAAGAACUACUUGUAAAGGAUCCAAAAACAUUAGUGUUUUGGUUUUUUCAAAAGAUGUUAAUGGUUUAUUUUCGUAGACUUGUAGAGAAGGCAAUGAUGCUAAUUUUUGAUAAGAUGAAUCAAAUUUAAGUUUGACAUUUUAAAUGGCAAAGGACCCAAAUAAGACCCAAAUAAGGUAUGAUAGGGAGCCUUGCGGUCGGGUUCCAGAAAAAUGUCAAAGGCAAAAAUUUCUGCAACGAGAAUGUCAUUUCAAGUCAAUUAGGCAAGGUCUUAUAUUUUAUUAAAUACUUUUAUGUAUUAAUUCAGUGUGUAAUUAAUUUAAAAUAUCAUUAGCAGUAA